AUGUGUCCAAUUGCAAUGGCGCCAGCUGUAGCACCACGUAUGCCAAUGUAUCCACCUGGUGGGCCAGGUUUAGGUCAACAUAUAUUCUAUGGUCAAGCUCAGCCUACAUUCAUUCCUCCACAGCAACUCGUGCCAGGUAUGCGUCCAGGUGGCGCCCGAAUGCCAAACUUCUUCAUGCCAAUGGUGCAGCAAGGUCAACAAGUUCAACACCCAGGUGGCAGGCGUGCUACUGGUCCAGACACUGGAAUCACACAACCCAUUCCGAUUGGUGCGUUGGCUUCUGCACUUGCUAAUGCUUCCCCCACAAAACAGAGAACGGUAUAUGCUGCAGUUGUGAAACACUUGGAAACUGUCGCAGGGACUGAAGUAACUUCCAUUAAGGAAGAAGCAGUGAGCAUGAUUCUUCAUCCAAGGGAUGCUGCAAUUGCUUAUGGUCUGGAUAAUAAGACUGGCAUUAAUGGCAAGAUCAAUGUGCUCAUCUUUGAUCUGGGUGGUGGCACUUUUGAUGUAUCUAUUUUGACCAUUGCUGAAGGGGGUACGAUUGAGGUGAAAGCUGUUGCAGGUGACACUCAUUUAGGAGGUGAGGAUUUUGAUAACUGCAUAUGGUGGAUCAUUGUGGUCAGGAAUUCAGGAGGAGAUGGAAUAAAGACUUGA
Lactuca saligna is the source of this 654-nucleotide messenger RNA. The record is from the annotation of a GenBank genome assembly. NCBI's taxonomy places the organism in Eukaryota, Viridiplantae, Streptophyta, Magnoliopsida, Asterales, Asteraceae.